Melospiza georgiana is the source of this 1704-nucleotide messenger RNA. RefSeq lists its product as uncharacterized. Gene Ontology annotation, molecular function: MHC class II protein complex binding. Gene Ontology annotation, cellular component: membrane; MHC class II protein complex. NCBI's taxonomy places the organism in Eukaryota, Metazoa, Chordata, Aves, Passeriformes, Passerellidae. The record is from RefSeq and is a predicted model, not a curated record. Gene Ontology annotation, biological process: peptide antigen assembly with MHC class II protein complex; antigen processing and presentation of exogenous peptide antigen via MHC class II; immune response.
AUGGGGCGAGGGGCGGCAGCUGGGGCCCUGCUGGUGGCACUGGUGGUGCUGGGAGCCCCCCCGGGUGCGGGCGCGGAGCUCUCGCGGGUGUUCUUGAACAUGCAAAAGGCCGAGUGUCGCUUUAUUAACAGCACCGAGAAGAUGAGAUACAUCCAGAGGUACAUUUACAACAGGCAGCAGAACAUGAUGUUCGACAGCGAUGUGGGGCACUUUGUGGGAUUCACCCGCUAUGGGGAGGGGUUUGCCAGGUAUGUGAACAGUGUCCCGGCCACACUGGAGUACGUACGGACUGCGGUGGACACGAUCUGCCGGGUCAGCUACGAGGUGUGCACCCCGUUCCUCACAGAGCACUCGCAGCGCCGAGUGUCCCGCGCUGUAAUCGGCCUCCCAGUGCUGCGCACUUCAUUCCCAGUUCCAUGCCAGUCCCUCCCAGUCCAUUCCCAGAUCCCUCCCAGUCCCUUCCACUUAUACUCAGGUCAUUUCCAGUCCAUUCCCAGUUCAUUCCCAGACAACCAUCCUCAAACUCAGGGAUCCUCAUCCCCUCCCAUUUCUCUGAGUGCAAACUUAGUCCCUCCCAGUCCAUUCCCAGUCCCUCUCCAGCCCUCCCCUCUCUCUUCCAGUGUCCCCCAGCUGACACCAGUAUGUCCCUGCUCUCUCUCUCCCCCAGUGUCCCCCAGCGUGUCCAUCUCGCUGGUGCCCCCCUCGAGCUCCUUGCCCGGCUCCGGCUGCCUGCUCUGCUCCAUGAUGGAUUUCUACCCUGCUGCCACCCUCCAGGUGAGGUGGUUCCAGGGCCAGCAGGAGCUCUUGGAGCACGUGGUGGCCACCGACGUGGUCCCCAACGGGGACUGGACCUACCAGCUGCUGGUGCUGUUGGAAACCCCUCCCCGGCGUGGGCUCAGCUACAGCUGCCAGGUGGAGCACGUCAGCCUGGAGCAGCCCCUGAGGCGGCACUGGGAGAUGCUGCCGGAUGCCGCCAGCAGCAAGAUGCUGACGGAUGGGGGCUUCGUCUUCCUGGCGCUGGGGCUCGGCUUCUACAUGCGCAAGAAGGUCAGGCCGGGUGCCGGGGGUGGCGUCCGUCCCCGUGACGGAGCGCAGACGGGCUGCACCCACAGCCAGCUGGCGAGCACCCCCUCUUCACGGAAGGAGAGGCCAGCCUCUGCGGCUGCUGCUGCAAGGGCAGCUGGCCUGGGACAGUCUCAGCUUGAAGAAUCCGCCGGUUCCAGAGCAGCCUCUGACACAGACACGAAGGACAAAGUCCCCGACGGCAGCGGAACUGCUGGGGCGGCCGGUGGAGGCGGCAGGGAGGCCGAGGGGGCUGGUGGAGGGGCGAGGCCGGAGAGAAUGCCUCCCCCACUGAGCCGGAAGCAGCAGCCGCGUUGUUGUCGCCUAGCAACAGCGGCUCCGCUGCGGGAAACGGCGUUUCUGAGCUUGCAGGCAGGGAAGCUGCGGGACGGCUAUGGGAGAGGCCAAGGCAACAACUGGUGCCGACCCCCGGGAGGGAGCUCGGGUAAUGGGAUUCGCCUGGACAGAGGACAGCGGCUGCAGCGGCGGGACCGUCUGCAGCGGGGGUACGCCCCCGGACCCGCGUGGACCAUGGAGGCCAUAGCGAAGGUCCCCGAGCCCAAACCCUCUGGAGCCCGCAGGAAACCCCCUGACCCUCCUGCAGAGUCCGCUGGGUCCUGGCCCCCCUGCGGCACCUUCUGA